AUGAUCAACCGUCACCACAUACUCCUACCACCUGCUCCAGAGCCGUCAUCAGCGCCGACGCCUUCGCCUUAUGAAAGGAACUAUACUAAGUUGCCCCCAUCUCAUUCGCCGUCGCCGGAAACAUUUCCAGAGUCAUCGGCGGAAGGGUUAUCGCCUCCGUCGAAGCUUCCGGUGGACUUUAGUCCGCCGUUGAUUGUGAUGGUGGUUAUUAUAGCCACUGCUUUUGUCAUCGUAACUUACUCGCGGCUCCUCUCCCGCCACUUUCACCGGCUCUAUCGCCGAUACCAGAGGUGGCGCCGCCGUCGCCGACGGUACGUUCCCUCCACCUCUGCCGGGGACAUCGAGUCGCCAACUUACUCCUUCGAUCCUAUUGACGCUGCUUUCCACGUUCUCUCUCCGUAUGGACUCGACGAAUCGAUCAUCAAAACCAUUCCUCUAUCAGUCUACACACGAAAGAGAGGAAUUCAUGAUUGCGCUGUUUGUUUAUUAGAAUUCGAAGAAAAUGAUUAUAUUCGUACUCUUCCGGUGUGUUCUCACGCCUUUCACGUGGAUUGCAUAGAUAUAUGGCUCCGGUCACACGCCAAUUGCCCUCUGUGUCGAGCCGGAAUAUUCCGUCCUGAAUCUCCGUUCACACCACUGAUGGCUGCGAGAAUUCGCCCUAGCCUCGAAGAUAUGAUCAUCGAGAGCACAAUCCUCGAGCCUCUAACCGAGUUUCCCAUGGAACCUGACUCAACUAGCGUCGGCGAAAUCACCCAGGAACCUUCGCCGCGUUUGAACAACCAAUCCGAGGACCGAUUCAACGGGCGCGAUUUUUUGUUAAAAAGGUCUUAUUCUUUUGGAUUCGAAAGAAAUUUAGGAUCAGAGAGAUUGGUAUUAGAACCGGCAACCACCUCACCGUGGCGGUACAGAAGAGGCGGCGGAGGAAGUUUCUGGAAUAAACGCCCUUCACCAUUCACUUCAUUAACAAAACCUAGGGUUUUCUCAUUCCGAUACUACAGAGGAAUGAAAUCUCCAUUUUUCCGCCGCCGGAGCGGCGGGUUUUUCCCAGUAUCCGAGUCUAGCGUGCGGUUCGGCUUAUCCAGCGGAGGAGGCAGCUCAUCGAGAAGAAGCAAGUCAUUUGCAAGUCCAAUGUUCAUGAGAUCAUCAGCUACAGCGGCUGGGCAUUUUUCAUCAAGCCGGCUAAGGAGCGGUGAUCCAGAGGCGCUAUUAUCACCGGAGAGAUUUAACAGACGGAUGGUGAGAAAUGACGAAGGCUGCAAUGGGGCAUUUAAAGAGUGUCGAACAUGA
Messenger RNA from Fraxinus pennsylvanica, 1287 nucleotides. NCBI's taxonomy places the organism in Eukaryota, Viridiplantae, Streptophyta, Magnoliopsida, Lamiales, Oleaceae. The record is from the annotation of a GenBank genome assembly.